UUGAUUGUUUCCAUUUGACCACACAAAGAAAACCCUAGUCAUUAUCUCUUCAGUUUUUUCCCCACGGAUCAUGAGUUCUCCCUUCUCUAUCAUUUCCCACCGAUGGUACACAAAGGGUCAUAGCCUUUCUUCUUUUCAUUCUCUAACUUUCUUCUGCUCCACCACCACCACUUCGCCAUGGCUAGGGCUUCAAUCAUGCUUGAUUUCUUCAGCAUGGAGAGGGAUCAAUCCUCUUCCAAAUCUCAAAACCAGACGUCUUUUCAAUGUCAACGAAGCUUUCCAGGCUUUUAAACGAGAGGAGAUUGUAAACAAGUUCCACAACGUGACAGAACAAAUUGAAGCGACAUUAUGUGAGAUUCCAUACAAGAAAUUAGCUAUAUCUAACGAAGUUCGGGAACAGAUUGAACUCGUGCAUUCCCAAUUCAGAAGAGCAAAAGAGAGAACAUAAUCACUUGACUCGCAGCUAGAUCAGGAUUUAAUCAAGGCAGAGAAAGUAGAUGACCCUGACCCUGUAAUUCUGAAAAGACUUACAGACAAGCUGCAUCUCAUGACGAUCAAUGACCUUAAAAGAGAGUCAGUUGCUUUCCAUGAAAUGUUUAUCACAAGUGAUGAAGUUCCAGGGGACUCAUUUCAAAAGAUGCCGUCCUUGCUUAACAAGUUAAUGGAGUAUGUACUACUAGAGAACCCAGCAAAUGAUGCCCCUGAAAGUGAUAAGGACUUGGUUAAGCACAGAUCUCCUGUUAUUCCAGAUGAUUUUAGGUGCCCAAUAUCACUUGAGUUGAUGAAAGACCCUGUGAUUGUCUCCACUGGACAUACAUAUGAAAGAUCCUGUAUUCAAAAGUGGAUAGACAUACCUGGCAGUACCAGGGAUUGCGUGUCCUCAUCCAGUAACAGGUUGGUGAUUUAUGGCUUGUUCGGAGAUUCAAAUGGCUGUAAAGAAUGAAGAUUAUGUAACUAUAUUUGUGUCUAAGAUAUGGAAAGACAGUCACUUAACAUUUUCAGUAUGCGACUUCUAGGGGCUUAGGUUUGUUUUCUAUAUACUUAAUUUCUCUGCCAGAACAUUAUUUUGCUAUAGGACAUAAUUUCUUUUAGGC
Molecule: messenger RNA, 1094 nt
Organism: Humulus lupulus (European hop)
Lineage: Eukaryota; Viridiplantae; Streptophyta; Magnoliopsida; Rosales; Cannabaceae
Product: U-box domain-containing protein 12-like
Exons: 5
Coding region: 548-943 (131 amino acids)
Biological process (GO): protein ubiquitination
Cellular component (GO): cytoplasm; nucleus
Molecular function (GO): ubiquitin-protein transferase activity
Source: RefSeq, a predicted model, not a curated record